Messenger RNA from Camelus dromedarius (Arabian camel), 5775 nucleotides. RefSeq names its product mitogen-activated protein kinase kinase kinase kinase 4 (gene MAP4K4). Gene Ontology annotation, biological process: protein phosphorylation. Lineage: Eukaryota; Metazoa; Chordata; Mammalia; Artiodactyla; Camelidae. The transcript has 31 exons. Gene Ontology annotation, molecular function: ATP binding; protein kinase activity. The coding region runs from base 16 to 4278 and encodes 1420 amino acids. The record is from RefSeq and is a predicted model, not a curated record.
GGACUCUGGGGCCACAUGACCGGUGCUGGGGACAAAUGGCCCUCAGAGGCGGGGAAGGGAGAGGCUGCCCCUGCGCCUUUCAUGCUUGUUUGCUCUAGCCUGCGCCGGGCGCACAUCUCUCCCAUUAUCCCCGUCCCCACGGGAGACGCUUCUGGAAGAGAAACCUUACUCAGAAUCUGGGCACCCGAGACAGCUGUCCAAGGAGCAGGGACCCCAGAAGAUGACACUCUGCGUGUCGUCCCUGUGUCUGCACAGAUGGGUCGACAUGUUAAAACAGGUCAGCUGGCAGCCAUCAAAGUUAUGGAUGUCACUGAGGAUGAAGAGGAAGAAAUCAAACUGGAGAUAAAUAUGCUGAAGAAAUAUUCUCACCAUAGAAAUAUUGCAACGUAUUACGGUGCUUUCAUUAAAAAGAGCCCCCCAGGACAUGAUGACCAGCUGUGGCUCGUCAUGGAGUUCUGCGGGGCUGGGUCCAUCACUGAUCUCGUGAAGAACACCAAGGGCAAUGCGCUCAAGGAGGACUGGAUCGCCUACAUCUCCAGGGAGAUCCUGAGGGGCCUGGCACAUCUCCACAUCCAUCACGUGAUUCACCGGGACAUCAAGGGCCAGAAUGUGCUGCUGACGGAGAACGCAGAGGUGAAACUUGUCGAUUUUGGGGUGAGUGCUCAGCUGGACAGGACUGUCGGGAGGAGAAACACGUUCAUUGGGACCCCCUACUGGAUGGCUCCCGAGGUCAUCGCCUGCGACGAGAACCCGGAUGCCACCUACGAUUACAGAAGUGACCUGUGGUCUUGCGGCAUCACCGCCAUCGAGAUGGCAGAAGGCGCUCCCCCUCUCUGUGACAUGCAUCCAAUGAGAGCGCUGUUUCUCAUCCCCAGAAACCCUCCUCCCCGGCUGAAGUCCAAAAAAUGGUCAAAGAAGUUUUUUAGUUUUAUAGAAGGGUGUCUGGUGAAGAAUUACCUGCAGCGGCCCUCCACUGAGCAGCUUUUGAAACAUCCUUUCAUAAGGGACCAGCCGAAUGAAAGGCAAGUUAGAAUCCAGCUUAAGGACCACAUAGACCGGACCAGAAAGAAGAGGGGAGAGAAAGAUGAGACUGAGUACGAGUACAGCGGGAGUGAGGAGGAGGAGGAGGAGGUGCCGGAGCAGGAGGGGGAGCCCAGCUCCAUCGUCAACGUGCCCGGUGAGUCCACGCUCCGUCGGGACUUCCUGCGGCUGCAGCAGGAGAACAAGGAGCGCUCGGAGGCCCUGCGGAGGCAGCAGCUCCUACAGGAGCAGCAGCUCCGGGAGCAGGAGGAGUACAAGCGGCAGCUGCUGGCCGAGAGGCAGAAGCGCAUCGAGCAGCAGAAGGAGCAGAGGCGGCGGCUGGAGGAGCAACAAAGGAGAGAGCGGGAGGCCCGGCGGCAGCAGGACCGAGAGCAGCGGCGACGAGAGCAGGAGGAGAAGAGGCGUCUGGAGGAUGCGGAGCGGAGACGGGCCGAGGAGGAGAAGCGGAGGGUGGAGAGAGAGCAGGAGUAUAUCCGGCGGCAGCUGGAAGAGGAGCAGCGGCAUCUGGAACUCCUUCAGCAGCAGCUGCUCCAGGAGCAGGCCGUGCUACUGGAGUGCCGCUGGCGGGAGAUGGAGGAGCACCGGCAGGCCGAGCGGCUCCAGCGGCAGCUGCAGCAAGAACAAGCCUAUCUCCUGUCUCUACAGCACGACCACCGGAGGCCGCACCCGCAGCCCCCGCAGCCGCCGCCGCCGCAAGAGAGGACCAAGCCCAGCUUCCACGCCGCCGAGCCCAAGGCCCACCACGAGCCGGCCGAGCGGGCCCGGGAGGUGGAAGAUAGAUUUAGGAAAACUAACCACAGCUCCCCUGAAGCCCAGUCUAAGCAGACAGGCAGAGUAUUGGAGCCACCAGUGCCUUCCAGAUCAGAGUCUUUUUCCAAUGGCAACUCCGAGUGUGUGCACCCUGCCCUGCAGAGACCAGCCGAGCCACAGGUACAGUGGUCCCACCUGGCGUCUCUCAAGAACAAUGUUUCCCCUGUCUCGCGAUCCCAUUCCUUCAGUGACCCUUCUCCUCCCAAAUUUGCACACCACCAUCUUCGCUCUCAGGACCCAUGUCCACCUUCCCGCAGUGAGGUGCUCAGUCAGAGUUCUGACUCUAAGUCGGAGGUACCUGAGCCCACCCAAAAGGCUUGGUCUAGAUCAGACAGUGACGAGGUGCCUCCAAGGGUCCCUGUGAGAACAACGUCUCGGUCCCCUGUCCUGUCCCGUCGGGACUCCCCGCUGCAGGGCAGUGGACAGCAGAACAGCCAAGCAGGUCAAAGGAACUCCACCAGCAGCAUCGAGCCCCGGCUGCUGUGGGAGAGAGUGGAGAAGCUGGUGCCCAGGCCUGGCAGCGGCAGCUCCUCGGGGUCCAGCAACUCAGGAUCCCAGCCCGGCUCCCACCCCGGGUCCCAGAGCGGCUCCGGGGAGCGCUUCAGAGUGAGAUCAUCGUCCAAAUCUGAGGGCUCUCCAUCUCAGCGCCUUGAAAAUGCAGCAAAAAAGCCUGAAGACAAAAAAGAAGUUUUCAGGCCUCUCAAGCCUGCUGAUCUGACGGCGCUGGCCAAAGAGCUGCGGGCAGUGGAAGACGUGCGGCCACCACACAAGGUGACAGACUACUCCUCCUCCAGCGAGGAGUCGGGGACGACGGAUGAGGAGGACGACGACGUGGAGCAGGAGGGCGCGGAGGAGCCGGGCUCUGGACCGGAGGACCCCCGAGCAGCGUCAUCUCUGAAUUUGAGCAACGGGGAAACGGAGUCCGUGAAAACCAUGAUUGUCCACGACGACGUGGAAAGCGAACCAGCCAUGACCCCAUCCAAGGAGGGCACCCUGAUCGUCCGCCAGAGUACAGUUGACCAAAAGCGCGCCAGCCAUCAUGAGAGCAAUGGCUUUGCCGGUCGCAUUCACCUCUUGCCAGAUCUCUUACAGCAAAGCCAUUCCUCCUCCACUUCCUCCACCUCCUCCUCCCCAUCCUCCAGCCAGCCGACACCCACCAUGUCCCCACAGACACCCCAGGACAAGCUCACUACUAAUGAGACUCAGUCCGCUAGUAGCACACUCCAGAAACACAAAUCUUCCUCCUCCUUUACACCUUUUAUAGACCCCAGAUUACUACAGAUUUCUCCAUCGAGUGGGACUACAGUGACCUCUGUGGUGGGAUUUUCCUGUGAUGGAAUGAGACCAGAGGCCAUAAGGCAAGAUCCUACCCGGAAGGGCUCAGUGGUCAAUGUGAACCCCACCAACACUAGGCCACAGAGCGACACCCCGGAGAUCCGCAAGUACAAGAAGAGAUUUAACUCCGAGAUUCUCUGUGCUGCCCUGUGGGGAGUGAAUUUGUUGGUGGGUACAGAGAGUGGCCUGAUGCUGCUGGACAGAAGUGGCCAAGGGAAGGUGUAUCCUCUGAUUAACAGAAGACGAUUUCAACAGAUGGACGUCCUGGAAGGCUUGAAUGUCUUGGUGACAAUAUCUGGCAAAAAGGAUAAGUUGCGUGUCUACUAUUUGUCCUGGUUAAGAAAUAAAAUACUUCACAACGACCCGGAAGUCGAGAAGAAGCAGGGCUGGACAACCGUAGGGGAUUUGGAAGGAUGUGUGCACUAUAAAGUUGUAAAAUACGAAAGAAUCAAGUUUCUGGUAAUUGCUCUGAAGAGUUCUGUGGAAGUGUAUGCAUGGGCACCCAAGCCAUACCACAAAUUUAUGGCCUUUAAGUCGUUCGGAGAGCUGGUGCAUAAGCCAUUGCUGGUGGAUCUCACUGUGGAGGAAGGCCAGAGGCUGAAAGUGAUCUACGGGUCCUGUGCAGGGUUCCAUGCUGUGGAUGUGGACUCGGGAUCUGUCUAUGACAUUUAUCUACCAACACACGUAAGAAAGAACCCACACUCUAUGAUCCAGUGCAGCAUCAAACCCCACGCGAUCAUCAUCCUCCCCAACACGGACGGCAUGGAGCUCCUGGUGUGCUACGAGGACGAGGGGGUGUACGUGAACACCUACGGGAGGAUCACCAAGGACGUGGUCCUACAGUGGGGCGAGAUGCCCACGUCCGUGGCAUACAUUCGAUCCAACCAGACAAUGGGCUGGGGAGAAAAGGCCAUAGAGAUCCGGUCUGUGGAAACUGGCCACUUGGACGGCGUGUUCAUGCAUAAAAGGGCUCAGAGGCUGAAGUUCUUGUGUGAGCGCAAUGACAAGGUGUUCUUCGCCUCCGUCCGGUCCGGGGGCAGCAGCCAGGUUUACUUCAUGACGCUGGGCAGGACCUCUCUUCUGAGCUGGUAGCAGCGGGGCGAGGAGGGCUGCACCGGAGUCUUUGAGAUGGAGAACUUGGAAUUCCUUGCAACUGGAGCUCGGAGCUGCCCGGCUGCCCGGGACGGCGCGUGCACGGACCCCGCCUGGGGGUCUCCCGCCCGCCCACUUGCUCUUACCAGUUUCUCCCCGUUCUCUUCUUUUCCUUUUCAAAAUAAAUCAAGGCUGCAAUGCAGCUGGUGCUGUUGAGACUCACCGUUAGGUGCUAUCAGUGUUGGGAUCGAGCAUCAGACAGAACGCAAACGCCUUUCCUUCAGCUCCAGAAUUCCUUGUCUCGGUGACUCUGUCUUGGGUGAUGCAGGUGGAGACGUGAACACGCCGGUGGGAGGUUGGCAGGGGGCACAGGAGGUGUCAGGGUGCUCUGAGGAGCAGUCUGCGGAAGCCGCGAGCAGAUCUAAUAUAGUAACAGUAACAAUGUAUUUAAUUGACAUUUCUUUUUUGUAAUGUGAUGAUAUGUGGACAGAGAAGAGGGUGCAGGUUAAAGAAGUUAAUAUUUAUAAAAUGUGAAAGACACAGUUACUAGGAGGACUUUUUUGUGGGUGGGGCUUAGGAGGCGGGGUGGGCGGGUUAGGGUCCCAUUUUGUUUCAUGGGAAUUUUUUUUUUGGCCAAGAACUGAGUUGUUUUUCUGUGUACCAAGUUUUGCCUAAAUCGUGCAGAUGAUUCUUUUAAAAAAACAAAAAAAAAAAAAGGAAAAAGAAAGGGUGUGCAUUUGUGUCAUGGCCAGAACCUUGUUGUGUGACAGUAUUAGCACUGCCUCAGUCAAAGGUUUAAUUUCUGUUUAAACCUAGAAGUGUAGCAGCAGCAGUUUCACCACAGUCUGCACUUGCGGAGGAAAAAAAUUUUUCAACCACUUUUUUUUUUUUUUGCCUACCUCAUUGUUUUUAAUGCAUUAAGAGGUGGUUUUGUUUUUACGUUUUGGGAGGAAAACAUUAAUUUAAUCUUAAUACCAAAACUAUCUAAUUGAAGUUGGACUGUUAAUCUCGUCCCAGGUCUCAGUAGGCACCAGAGACAUUGUCCCUGAAGAUGGGAAACAGCCCUCAGGCUUGUCGUGCUGCGGCGGGCAUCUGCUUUCCGAGUUGAGAGCAGGCGCUCAGCUCCCGCCGGGCUCACCUGCAGUGGUUGCCGGGCGGCCCGGCUGCCAGCCCGGGGCCCUGACUGUUCCCAGCCCGGGGCUUGCAGACAGGCAGUCAUGUGGGGCAGCCCCGCAAGCUGUCACCAGUGUUGCAGGAACCUUUCCUUGGGGCGGGGAGAUUCCCCUUUUCUAAAAAACGCAAUGCACUAAAACUAUUUUAAGAAUGUAGUUAAUACUGCUCAUUCGUGAGGUAGCAUCUCCCUGUGUUUGGGUGUGACAUCGGAGCCCUGGCUUUCCUCGUUCUCUCCCUUGCUCUCUUGUUCUCUCUCUGUUUUUUAAACCAGUUUUACUUUUUGAGUAUGUUCAUGACAUUUGUAAUAAAUGUCUUGGGAAAUAA